Messenger RNA from Clupea harengus (Atlantic herring), 5209 nucleotides. It is a transcript of the gene usp28, whose product is annotated as ubiquitin specific peptidase 28. The record is from RefSeq and is a predicted model, not a curated record. Gene Ontology annotation, biological process: protein deubiquitination; DNA damage checkpoint signaling. Gene Ontology annotation, molecular function: cysteine-type deubiquitinase activity; protein binding. Gene Ontology annotation, cellular component: nucleus; cytosol. Lineage: Eukaryota; Metazoa; Chordata; Actinopteri; Clupeiformes; Clupeidae.
CGCGCGCACUGAGCAGGGCCAGUCGCAACCGUGAGUGGGUGUGUGACACAUGGAGUAGGUCGAACUCCUCCGAGGACAGUUUGGAAGGCAUUGAUCAGGGGAAACACUUUUACAAGCUAACAGCAAAAACCCCACAUGUUUGCUGCCAUGCGAGUGGAACUACAGCAGAGCGAGAAUGAGGAGAACUCGGCGGCGAACUCGAUGCGUCUGCUGGUGAACCAGCUGAAGGAGAUCACAGGCAUCCAGGACAUGGAGCUCCUGCAGCGCGCUCUGGUGGCGGCCCAUGGUGACAUCAUUAAUGCUAUCUCCUUGGUGACGGCCCCAUCACAAGAGGAGGCCCCGGCACCUGAGGAGCCUUCUGGAAGCGAGGAGAACCGAGAGGCAGAGAUAGCCGCACAGAGAGGUGAUGUGAAAGAUGACCUACAGGCAGCCAUUGAGCUCAGCCUACAGGAGAACCAGAAUGGAGACAGCAGAGAACACAACAGGCCUGUUGAGAAGAUUGUGAUCCAUGUGAAGAGGAAGCGUUGUGAGCCCAUGGUGGAGAGCUGCAGCCCCGCUGACCUUAUUCGCCAUGACAACUGGCCCGUGGGAAUCCGUAACGUUGGCAACACGUGCUGGUUCAGCGCCGUCAUUCAGUCUCUUUUCCACCUGCCCGUGUUCCGAAGGCUGGUCCUGAACUACUGUCUGUCUGAGCGCGUGUUGGAGAAGUGUAAGAGUCAUUCAGAGAAGAGGAACAUUGCCUUCAUGCAGGAGCUCCGGUGUCUCUUUGCGCUGAUGUUGGGUUCUACGCGUCGCUUUGUGGAUCCGUCCGCUGCAGUAGAACUCCUCAGAGAUUCCUUCAGAACAAGUGAGGCCCAGCAGGAUGUCAGUGAGUUCACCCAUAAACUCCUGGACUGGCUGGAGGAUGCAUUUCAGCUGUCUGCUUUUGGAAAUAACCCGGACGAUAAGAAGGACAACCCCAUGGUCCAGCUCUUCUAUGGGACAUUCUUGGCCAAGAGAACUCAUGAGGGCAAGACCCAGUCCAACAUCGAGCCGUUUGGCCAGUACCCUCUCCAGGUGAACGGCUUCAACAACCUGGACGAGUGUCUGGAGGGGGCCAUGGUGGAGACGGAGGUGGAAGCAGCGCACGCAGAGCAGACGGUCCCUUCUGGACAGGAGCGAUGGUUCUCCAAGCUUCCGCCCGUGUUGACCUUUGAACUGUCGAGGUUUGAGUUCAACCAAUCACUGGGGCGCCCUGAGAAGAUCCACAAGAAGCUGGAGUUUCCCCAGGUCAUCUACAUGGACAGAUAUUUGCACAGGAACGUGGAGCAGACCCAGAACAGGAGAGGAGAGGUGCGGAGGCUGAAGGAGCAGCUCACUGCCCUGCAGCAGAAGCUGGAGAGCUAUAAGAACUUCGGCUCGGGUCCGGUGAAGUACCCUCUGGCGGACAUGCUGCAGUACGUGCUGGAGUUCGCCUCCACCAGACCCAGCAGCGCCCCCCCCACCCAUACCGAGCCCAGCGCAGACGACGCACCAUCUGAGGUCCCAGAGGGGACGGCCCCUUCCUCAGACACCCCCCCUGGGGUUCCGUCUGCCCCCUCCCCCACGCCUGCUCAGCGCACCCCCAUCCACAAGCCCUUUACUCACUGGCGCCCCCCGCAGGACGGCCUGAUGCAGCCGGCGCCCCACAGCAUCUCUGAAGAGGAGCUCCAGGUGGUCAGGGCCUGUGUGCAGCGAUGGAGGGCGGAGGUGGAGAGCGACCUCAACGAGUUGAAGGCCAGUAUUGAGAGGGUGAGCCACGAUCUUGAGCAGAUCUACUCAGACACCAGCCUGUGUCAGGUGCCGUACCGGCUGCACGCGGUGCUGGUGCACGAGGGCCAGGCGUCGGCGGGACACUACUGGGCCUACAUCUACGACCACGGCCACCGGCGCUGGCUCAAGUACAACGACGUCAUGGUGAGCGAGUCGUCCUGGGAGGAGCUGGUCCGGGACUCGUACGGAGGGAUGACCAACGCCAGCGCAUACUGCCUCAUGUACAUCAACGACAAACUGCCCGACCUCACUGAAGAGGACACUGACGGAGACACAGGGCAGGUUCUAGAAGGAGUGGACGCUCUGCCCCCGGUCCUGCGGCGGUACGUUCUAGAAGACAACCGCUGGUUCCAGCAGCAGCUGCGAGAGUGGGAGGAACAGGUCCACCAGCAGAACCAACAGAACCCUUCACCCUCACCCCCCCAAACACAGGACCCAGAACCACCUCACCAGGAGGAGGAACUAGAACCAGAUCAGGAACCAGAUCAGGAACCCGAACAGGAACCAGAUCAGGAACCCGAUCAGGAACCGGAUCAGGCACCAGACCAGGAACCAGGAGAGCCACAUGAGGAAGCCAGCAAUGAAGAACCCAAAGACCACAUCUGCCCCCAGCCCCCCCCAGACUCUGAGUCAGGCGAGCCCAGAGACGUGAGCCCUGAGGAGGGAGCAGCGCCUGAGUCUGCCCCCCCGAGCACCCCCCAGCACAGCGGAACCCCCCAGCACAGCGGAACCCCCCAGCACAGUGAGAACGAGGAGACGGGGGAACAGACAACAGAACACACGCAGGAGGAUCAGGCUGUCUCCACGGAAACCCAGCCUGACAGCACAACUACCCAGAAUGCCCCAGAAGAGGGUGCAGCCACCUCUGGGGUUCCCCUGGAGACGCAACCCCAGGAGGACGUGAUGUCAGAGGUGGAUAUUCCGAACGUCGGGAAGAUCCAGGUGCUGUCCAACACAGAUGGCUUCAAUGAGGAGAUGAUCCUGACUCCAGCCAUGCAGGGCAUCAUUCUUGCCAUCGCCAAAGCCAGUAAGGUCAUAGACAAGGAGGGGCCUGAGGCUGGCCUCAUUAAGGCAUUCCAUGAGGAGUACUCUCGUCUCUUUGAGCUCUCUCAGGAGAGAACCACGCCCCAACAGGACCCGCGCCUCCAGCAUGUUCUUGUCUACAUGUUCCAGAACCGAGCGCCCAAACGCAUCAUCGAGAGAACCCUGCUAGAACAGUUUGGCGAUCGCAACCUUAGCUUCGACGAUAGAUCCAUCAGCAUCAUGAGAGAAGCUCGCUCCAAAACACGCCUCAUCAAACCAGAGGACAUGGACAUGGAGGAGUACCUGAAGUGGCAUGAUGACUACAGCAUCUUCAAGACUGUGUUUGCCUACCUGCUCACAGGACUGGAGCAGUACCAGAAUGGAAAACUGAGGGAGGCUCUGAACUACCUGGCUCAUGCGUACCAGGACAACGCCACGCUGCUGACGGGAGGAGAGAGGAAAGGAGUGGAGCAGACCCUCAUUGCACUUUACAGGAGGAAAUGCCUCAUGGAGGUGAACGAGUGGGCGGAGCGACUCUUUAAGGGUGAGGAGGAGGAGGACGGUGUGAGCAUCGUAAACGAGUGUGUGAUCCCCUGCCUGCACCUCAUGACCAGAGAGGGUGUGUGUCAGGAGGACCUGGACGCCGUCGAGCACAUCAGGAGUGUGUGGUGUGGAUACCUCGGACAGGACAUGAAGGAUUCCCGUCAGGAGAAGCUCAGUGAGUUCUUGCCCAGAGUUCUAGACGGUUCUGCUGAGAUGGUGGUCCUAAAGGAACCUCCCAAAGUCUAUCCUAACUCUCCUCACGACCUGGAGAGCCGACUGGCGGCCGUCAUGGAGUCCAUCGGCGGUUCUUCCAUGGUCACGGUCAAAUAGAACCUAGAACCCCGCCGCCGUGUGACUCUCCUAAAAGAACUGCUCAAGCACUACGGCAAGCCACCUGAGCUUUAGAAGUCUAGCACUACGGCAAGCCACCUGAGCUUUAGAAGCCAUUGAAUAGCACCAGAGACUUCACACGCUUGAGGAUCCUCCGUCAGCUGGGCUCUGCAGAGGACUAAGAUCACCUCUUGACUAAGACCUCCAUGUCAACAUCAAGUCCUCUCCAAAUAUUCAGUACUGGCCAACAGUUAACAUAUCGCACAACCAAGAGGCUUUAUCCUGAAUAUUUGUUUCCAUCACAUUAUGAUAUUUAUGUUGUUGCAAUUCUGUAUGCUGAGAAGGAUAAGUGUGGUGUGGUUAGAAUAACUUGAACCGGCUUCUUUCUAGUGACUUUUCUGACACUGUUGAAACUGUACGAUUUUGAAGAGCAAGUACUGAGAAGGUGAUGUAAUGCCUGAUCUAGGUCGUCGCUAUAGCAACCACGCCCUGAGGAUGCACGCUAACUUGUCAAACACUGGAUUGUUUGUCGCACCAUUACUAAAAUGCAAUGUAGGAAUUUUUAUAUAUUUUUACCUUAUCAAGAGAAAUUAAUUAUAACACUGAUUUUUUUUUUGUUUGUUUUGUGUAUGUGCUUUGAUGGAAAUGUGCUUCUGAUUUAUCUGGCAGUCUUCUGGUGUUGAGAUGUUAGCUGUGGCUUGUGGCAUAAUGUAUUGGUUAGCGUUAGCGCUGUGCACACAGUCAUAGCAAAGCUAGUUUCAGAGCUAAAGGCAUAAUGUAUUGGUUAGCAUUAGUGCUGUGCACACAGUCAUAGCAAAGCUAGUUUCAGAGCUAAAGGCAUAAUGUAUUGGUUAGCAUUAGUGCUGUGCACACAGCCAUAGCUUAGCUAGUUUCAGAGCUAAAGACAUAAUGUAUAGAUACACAUGUAUGUAUAUGAACUGGGAAUGAUCUCACUGACGUAACACAUGUCACUGGGGUGAUGGUUUGAUGCCAUGUCUUCUUACUGAGUAGUUCUUAAGUAGCGACUAGCAAUAUGAGAUGUUUUAAGAACUAGCAAUAUGAGAUGUUUUAAGAAAAUAUUUUAAUGGAAACCUGCUUAUUCUUUACCGUGAAUGCAUUAAUGCUGUCAGACUGGGGUGAGUUCACCCAAAGAUGAACAAUCAUUUAUCUUGCAGACGCAAAAUCACCACUGUGGUCUAUUCUAUAGGAGAACGAACCACGACUUCUCGCACAAAAUCACUAAAAAUGAUUUUUACAGAUGUUCGGUAAGAUUUCUUGCAUUGCCUUUAGUAAAAUGUUUUUAGAAAGCUUUUACACUAAAAGCUUUUUUGGCUGUGACGGUAAACAGGGAAAGUCACGACUGCAGUGAUGUGUAAAAGUCCUGCUUUUGGGUGUGGCUCUGUGUGGUCACGUGUCGCACCAUGUAAGUCACGUAGCGUCACGUAGAAGGCUUCCUCACGUCUUUGCAUACAGCAGCAGGUCUUUCACAGCUUCUAAUAAAAGGUCAAAAGGUCAACCUCUG